UCCAUAACUAAGACUUGAGACUUUAAUGGACGGUAUAUUGUCGAAAGCCUAGACCAGAGGCAACAAAUUCCUAUCAAUAUACUUCAAAUUUGGACAACUGGUAUUAGUAUAUAAAAUGAAGCCUCAUUGGCUCUCGAGCCAUUUACCCCUCUCUCCAGCGAUGAAACGACCUUUGAUUCUUUCAAACAUUAACAUAGCUAAUAUCUAUACUCUUACCCACUAUCUUACAUCCUAAAGGCGCCGAGUUUCUUAAAAUAGUCUCGAAUUACAACACAGUGGCCCUAGGUAUUACGACCAAAAACAGCUAGUUACAAUGGCGACUGUCGGGGCGGUAACCCCCCGCUUCAAACUUGUAUUCCGCGUGCCACCAUCGGCACUCGCAUCCGUCAAAAGCGCUAUAUUCGCCGCGGGUGCAGGUCGCUACCCCGGACCCGGGAACUAUACCGAAUGCUGUUGGACAGCUCUAGGCACCGGUCAAUUUCGACCAGGCGAUGCCGCGAAUCCCCAUAUCGGGAAAGUUGGCGAACUUGAAGAAGUUCCGGAGGCCAGGGUAGAGACACUCUGUGUUGGGGAGGACGUCGCUAGAAAAGCCGUUGAGGCGCUGAAGAAGGCGCACCCAUACGAAGAGCCGGGCUACGAGGUGUAUAGAGUGGAAGACUUCUAAUGUGCCAUCAGCAAGACAAUCACAAGGAAUAAUAAACAUUGUCUAAAC
Hypoxylon trugodes is the source of this 712-nucleotide messenger RNA. RefSeq names its product GTP cyclohydrolase 1 type 2/Nif3. Lineage: Eukaryota; Fungi; Ascomycota; Sordariomycetes; Xylariales; Hypoxylaceae. The record is from RefSeq and is a predicted model, not a curated record. The coding region runs from base 314 to 664 and encodes 116 amino acids. The transcript has 2 exons.